AUGAUUGCAUCUUGGAAUAAAAGUCCUAGACAUCAACUAGGCUGUUUUCUACGGCUGGAUAUGGAGAACACAUCAGAUACGUUACCAAAUUAUGGUGAUUCUUUACAAAACACUUCGUUUGUGGUGUCAUGGGUACAGACCAUACCUUUAGUGCUGGUCACUUGUGUUACUUUAGUGGCAAAUGGUGCAAUUUUAGUUAUGUUUGUGACCACAAAAUCAUUCAGGAGAUGUCGGAACAUAUACAUAGCCAGUUUGGCCAUGGCGGAUUUUUUAAUCGGAUGUACGAUGCCGUUGUCUAUUAUGGAAAGUGUUUACUAUCCAUGGUCGCCUAUUGGUGUCGCCUGUCAUAUUUAUCUCAUUGCUAGACAUUCAUUAUUAUACGUUUCACUAUUAAGUAUUUUAUUAAUUAGUAUCGACAGAUGGUGGUCUAUAAAUUAUCCAUUUUCAUACCGAGUUCGACAGAGUCGUCGACUUGCAAUUAGUGCUGUAACAUUUUCUUGGUUUUUAAGUUUUGUGCUCAACAUUCCACCCAUUGUGAUAAUGACGGACUUUCAACAACAUAAUUCCUCUAAAGUCUAUAAUAAAAGAUGUAACUCGCCUCACGAAACACACUUUGUGUAUUUACUCGUUACCUCAGUAGUGGAAUACCUGUGUCCUUUGGUUGCUUUAUGGAUUUUGAAUUGCAGUAUAUAUUUCAGAAUCAGAAAUCAAUUCCACAAUGUCAGAAAACAGAUCAGCCGAAAAAAUUCAAUGAGUAAUAUCACGGGAGUUAGUGGGACUAGAAAACAAAGUGACGAUUUAGUUCGUGAGAUGAUGGUUAAACAGGACAAAAAGGCUGCCUGUUCCUUAGGAAUGAUGGUGAUAGUGUUUACAGUGUGUUGGACACCUCAUAUGGUUGUACAAGUAAUAAACUCUAAAUGUGGCCAGUGCCUUCCAGAGAUUAUUACCAACGUUACAUUCUGGAUUUUAGUCAUCAACUCGGCAAUCAAUCCAUUCUUGUACGGCUUGUUAAACAAAGAGUAUAGAAAAGUAUUAGGACGAUGGAUGCAUUGUUACUCGCGUAGAAGAACUUUCAGAAUUAAAGAAGCUGUGAUGUAUUGGAAUAUUAUGCCAAUGAACGGAGCCGAUAAGAUGCGUGAUAAUGGAAUAACAUAUAUGAAUGCCGUGAAGGAAUGGUCUUCGUAG
Molecule: messenger RNA, 1185 nt
Organism: Lottia gigantea (owl limpet)
Lineage: Eukaryota; Metazoa; Mollusca; Gastropoda; Lottiidae
Exons: 2
Coding region: 1-1185 (394 amino acids)
Biological process (GO): adenylate cyclase-inhibiting G protein-coupled acetylcholine receptor signaling pathway; G protein-coupled receptor signaling pathway, coupled to cyclic nucleotide second messenger; chemical synaptic transmission
Cellular component (GO): dendrite; synapse; membrane
Molecular function (GO): G protein-coupled acetylcholine receptor activity; G protein-coupled serotonin receptor activity
Source: RefSeq, a predicted model, not a curated record